Messenger RNA from Aspergillus wentii DTO 134E9, 1193 nucleotides. Its product is annotated as putative extracellular SCP domain protein Pry1. Gene Ontology annotation, cellular component: extracellular region. The transcript is spliced from 2 exons. NCBI's taxonomy places the organism in Eukaryota, Fungi, Ascomycota, Eurotiomycetes, Eurotiales, Aspergillaceae. The coding region runs from base 367 to 1161 and encodes 264 amino acids. The record is from RefSeq and is a predicted model, not a curated record.
AAUCUCAUGGGAUAAAACUAUGGCUUGGUUUACUGCAGCUAAGCUCUACUCUACUGGGUCGCCGCAUAGUAAUGUGCUAAAUUGGUUCAGUUUCGUGGAUGUAUACAGACCUGAAACCUGCCAUAUUGCUUUUUCUUCUUCUUCUGUCUGAUUUGGAAGAGUAACAAAGCGCUUUUGUUUUUGUGUCUGCUGUUUGGUUGUUUCAGCUGCAUUGAGAAAGUGAAUGAGCUCUUCUUUCUGCAGCAGUGGCUGUCUUUGUCCAUGUCUUCAGUCUUUAACCCACCACCCUCUCCAACAAAAGAUAUGUUUUACCCAUCAUAGCAGGUCAAUCACCUAUCUCCCCCCCCCCUCCAAACUACCUCGACAAUGAUACCCUCCAUCAAACUUCUUACAUCAUGGCUACUCUUGUGUGCCAUUGCACAAGCUCAAACGGUUAUGGUGACCGUGACAGAAGUCGCAACAGCAUCUCCAACAUCACCACACCCAGCUUCAUACACAUCACUUGAGAAAUUUGAGGAUACAGUCAUGUCAUGGAGCAACGACUAUCGCGACAAAUACAACGCAAGCCAUCUAGUAUGGAAUGAGACACUGACCGAGUACGCGAAGAAUUGGGCGGACAAAUGCCUAUGGCAACAUUCACACGGCCCAUACGGCGAGAACCUCGCAUUCGGAUAUCCCAAUGCCUCAGCUGCCGUCGUGGCCUGGGGCGACGAGGGUCUGCUAUACAACUUCGACAAACCGACGGGAUUCACAGAGGAAACGGGCCAUUUCACACAAUUGGUAUGGAAGGGGACAGCAGAAGUAGGCUGUGCGGCGGUGGAUUGCGGGUAUGAUGACACUGCGAAGACAGACAAUGGGGAGUAUACCAGGGCGCAGGGCUGGUAUGUGGUUUGCGAGUAUACGCCUGCUGGAAAUGUGGUCGGGGAUCAGGAUCAUUACUUUAAGAUGAAUGUGCAGCCGUCUAUAGUUGUCGAGGAGGGGCCAUCGACGACAACGACGAGGACGCAGGCUGCGUCCACUGCGUCCACUACUUCUACGACCUCUGCUUCCACUGCUACCAGUACGGCUGAUAGUGGAGCGAUGGGAAUACGUGGAAUGCUGGAGGGAGCUCAUGUUUGGAAGGUUUUGCCUGGGUUGAUGGUGGUUGCUCAUGUAUUAUAAUUUCAAUAUAACCUGGCUAGUGGCAUUCGGAU